Messenger RNA from Triplophysa dalaica, 1636 nucleotides. It is a transcript of the gene kcnv2a, whose product is annotated as potassium channel, subfamily V, member 2a. Lineage: Eukaryota; Metazoa; Chordata; Actinopteri; Cypriniformes; Nemacheilidae. Gene Ontology annotation, biological process: potassium ion transmembrane transport; protein homooligomerization. The transcript is spliced from 2 exons. Gene Ontology annotation, cellular component: membrane; voltage-gated potassium channel complex. The record is from RefSeq and is a predicted model, not a curated record. Bases 64 to 1620 code for a protein of 518 amino acids. Gene Ontology annotation, molecular function: voltage-gated potassium channel activity.
CAUGUUUUGCCUCUACACCCAUUGUAACCAGUACAUCUGCCUGGCUGAGUGGACGUUGACACCAUGAUCAAGUUUAAGGGACGGAGGCAAAGCUUGUUCCCCAACUACAAACUUGGGGUCCCAACCCCUGCUUCCAAGGAUCCUGAUGAUUCUGAGUUUCCCAUUGACCAACAAAACUGGGUGAAACCAUGGAAUUCAAUGCAGGAGCUGAGUGGAGAUAUUUAUGACAUCUAUGCAGAGUAUGAAGAUGAUGAAGAGGAUAAACUGCUAUCCACCUCUAGCAAGCUAUCCUCUCCAACUAAGAAUUACAUGCUCAACAUCAACGUGGGAGGCAAGGUCUACCAGAUAUCUUAUAAUGUAGCUGCAAAAUAUCCCAAGACAAGAAUCGGUCGCCUUGCAACAUAUACUGACCACAGCAGGAAACUUGAUCUCUGUGACGAUUACACGGUGCAGAACAAUGAGUUUUUCUUUGACCGUGACCCAGACAUCUUCCACAACAUAUUUAACUUCUAUAGAACUGGUGUUGUCUGGAUUAAAGAUGAGUUGUGUCCCCGCAAUUUCUUGGAAGAGAUCAACUAUUGGGGCGUUCGCAUCAAGUACACCCAUCGCUGCUGCCGCAUCUCAUUUGAGGAACGUCAAGAUGAACUCAAUGAACAGCUCAAGAUACAAAGGGAGCUGCAAGCAGAGGUGGAAACAGAAGAACAUGAGGACCAGUUCCAAGAUAUGGCUUUUGGUCAUAUUCGUUUCCUUAUUUGGAAUAUGAUGGAAAAGCCCUUCUCAUCUAUAACAGCCAAGCUCAUGGCAGUCGCAUCCAGUUUCUUUGUGCUGGUAUCACUUGUGGCCAUGACUCUUAAUACAGUAGAAGAAAUGCAGUAUACAACUACAACAGGCCAGCUGAGUGGUAAGACCUACUGUGAGUAUGUGGAGACUUUCUGCAUUGAUUUUUUUACUAUGGAAUAUAUGCUUCGACUUGUGUCCACCCCUGAUCUCAAACACUUUGGAAAAAGCAUGCUGAAUGCCGUGGACUUGAUUGCGAUUCUUCCGUUAUAUCUUCAGAUGAUCCUAGAGUGUUUUGAGAAGGAAGAUUAUGGGAAACAUGGCAGUGAUAUUGAGACUGUUGGACGUGUAGGGAAAUUGGGUCAAGUUCUGCGUAUCAUGCGCCUCAUGCGUAUCUUUCGGAUCCUGAAACUGGCACGUCACUCUACUGGACUCCGAGCCUUUGGCUUUACGCUCAGACAAUGUUACCAGCAAGUGGGAUGUCUUUUCCUCUUUAUUGCCAUGGGGAUUUUCACCUUCUCUGCCAUGGUGUAUACCGUAGAGCAUGACGUGCAUCAAACAAACUUCACCAGCAUUCCACAUGCAUGGUGGUGGGCAGCUGUGAGCAUUUCCACUGUGGGCUAUGGCGACAUGUUUCCAGAAACUCACCUGGGCAGGAUUUUUGCAUUUGCUUGCAUCUCAUUUGGCAUUAUUCUUAAUGGAAUGCCGAUAUCCAUCCUAUUCAAUAAAUUCUCAGACUACUAUGCAAAGUUAAAAGCCUAUGAAUACACCUCUACCAUAAAGAAUAGAGGAAAAGUAAGGUUUGUGAAAAGAGCUGCUAAGACAUUUGUAGAACACUUCUAGAAUGUUCUGUCAACCA